This is a messenger RNA of Gossypium raimondii (Peruvian cotton), 2432 nucleotides long. RefSeq names its product polyadenylate-binding protein-interacting protein 7. The transcript is spliced from 6 exons. Bases 282 to 2009 code for a protein of 575 amino acids. NCBI's taxonomy places the organism in Eukaryota, Viridiplantae, Streptophyta, Magnoliopsida, Malvales, Malvaceae. The record is from RefSeq and is a predicted model, not a curated record.
AUAAAAAUAAAUAAAUAAAGAGAACAAAAAUCUGAGAUAAUAAUAUACUGCUGCAAGCCAAAGCGAAACAAAAACCAAAGCUCAAAUCCCUAUAAAAUUAAUUUAAAAAGAAAAAAAAUAUAUCUGAAACUCUAUCAUCUCAUUUCUUUAACUAUGAAUCCUUUCUAUUUAUUUCGAAAAGGUUUUGGUUAGAGUUAGUGGAACUCGAGGGUGUAUCCUCUGCUUUAGUUUCUUUUAUCUAUGCAGAAUCUACUUUUUCCUUUUUAUACAUUUAGUAAAGAAUGAGCUUAUCUAAGAAAGGGAUCCAAAUUAGUGACACAAAACUGAAUACCCCUAGCAAGGUAACAACUUUGAAUCCUAAUGCAGCAGAGUUCGUUCCUUUUUCUCUUAGGUCACCAUCUUCUUCAGGAAGCACUAUUGCGGCUGAUGCAACAAGGUUUGCUAUUUCUAGAACCUUAGGAAAAGCAGUUCUUGAUCGGUCUGAGUCUUCUAUUUCAAAUAAUUCCGAUGAUGAGGCUCAUCAGUUCUGGCGUUGCCAGCUCCCUGAUGACAUUACUCCAGACUUUAAGGUUAUUAACGAGGAUGAUUCUCAAGGAAUUGGACCUGGGAGCCUCUCUUUAGCAGGUUUAUCCUUGCAUGGUGACAGUGAAGCGUCAAGGUUUCCUGCUUCUGCUGGUGGUGGAUAUAUAUUUGAUAAUCAGCAGCAACUACUGCAUCAUAAUGGUAAUGGCAGUAACAUCGCUGAAAAAUUGAGACAUCCUGCUUCAUCUUAUGGAAAGAAUCCUACUGCAGCUAGUUUUCUACCUUUGCAAGCCAAACCUUGGGACAAGCAACUUGUUAAUAGUGAUCAGCUACUUAGCAAUCGGAGGGAGGGACAACCAUAUAGUGGAAAUUCUAGACAUAGAUUUGUUAAUGAUUUGUUGGGGGAGCAGACCAUUAUGGAUGGUCCUGAAAUGAAUCCUGUGGAAUUUUUGGCUUCUCAAUUCCCCGGACUAGCUGCCGAAAGCCUUGCUGAAGUUUAUUUUGCCAAUGGUUGUGAUUUAAAUCUGACUAUUGAGAUGCUCACACAACAUGAGCUUCAAGUUGAUGGUGGUUUCAACCAGAACCCGAAUUCAAAAACCUUGUUGGCUCCCAAUCUAAGUACGCUAGGCUUCCCAGUUACUGUGUCAGAUGAUCAGAGUGGUGCUACAAAAUAUGCAGGGGAUGAUCUUCAACUUAAUGUUGAUCCUUAUCUAUCAUCUGACAAGGACAACAUUCUUAUUUUCAAAUCCAACUCUUCUCUUCCAUCUAGAGGUGCCAUAGAUUUUGUACCAGGUAUCAGGAAAAUGGUAUCUCAAGAUUCUGGAGUAUGGAAGUAUGAUAGAAAUGGUUCUGCCAAUUCGACUGUUGGGUCUAGUAGAAGUUCUCAUGGGUUGGCUAAUACCUUCAGUCUUGCACCUGGAAGAGGGGUUUACGCUAAUAGGUUGCAGACACGUGUUCAUUCAGAUCCUGCUUGGCUUGAAACUGGAGAUGCAGUCGCAAAUUUAUACCCUGAACUGCGGGAAGACGCUCAAGACCAUGCACGAUCUCGUAACGCAUAUUUUGACCAGGCACGUCAAGGAUUUCUCACUGGCAAUAAGGCUUUAACAAAGGAACUUAGCGUGAAAGGACAACUGCAAAAUAUGCAUAUGAAGGCAACUCAUGGAAACACUCAAGAAUCUUUAUUUCGCCAGAGGAACCAAGUUCCUCCUGAGAUUGUUGGAGGGCAGGAACGGAUCAUAGACCUGCAUGGAUUGCCUGUUAGUGAAGCCAUUCAUAUGCUGAACUAUGAACUAUCAGUGCUCAGGAGAACAGCUCGGGCUGCAGAUCAGCGCCUUCAGGUUUACAUAAGUGUUGGAACUGGCAACCAUGCUAGGGGUUCUCGUAUUCCAGCAAGACUUCCAGUUGCCAUACAACAUUAUCUCCUUGAAGAAGAGUGCCUUGACUUUACCGAACCACAGCCGGGACUACUUCGAGUUGUGAUAUAUUGAAGACCUGGACUCCACAGCACGAGUUCUAGGAGUUUUUGACACAACAAGAAAAAAAAAAGGAAAAAAUCCGUUGAAAAGUAGCCAUUUUUGUAUCUAUACAAGGGAAGGAAAUGGAAAAGGAAGCAUUUAAAGUCCGAAAAAAAAAUCGAAAAAAAAAGGGUUGGUAAAAAAAGAAAAAAAGAACAGAAGUAGCAGAAGUGUAUGAUUAAUGUUUAAAAAGGUUAGAUGAGAAUAGCAAAUGCAUUUUGGUAGAGCAUCAGGGGAGGGCGAGGCUGAGUCUAGCCGAUAACUUGUUUUUCUCCGUUUUGUUAAUUUUGUAUCUUAAAUUUAUACUUUGUUAAAUUACUUCUUGAAUUACAUCAUGAUUGUAUGAUUCAUGAAAAUUAAACUAUUGUGCUAAAUGCUGAAAACUUUUCAUUAUUA